Molecule: messenger RNA, 1407 nt
Organism: Anthostomella pinea
Lineage: Eukaryota; Fungi; Ascomycota; Sordariomycetes; Xylariales; Xylariaceae
Source: the annotation of a GenBank genome assembly
AUGAAGAUUAAGGCACUGAGUCGCUCAGCUUCGGCAUACCAGCCGCCCGGCUCGGAAGUGCCCAAAGCACCUCGCAAUCUCGAUCCCGCUAUUCAUCCCUUCGAACGGGCACGAGAGUACAAGAGAGCUCUCAAUGCGGUCAAGUUGGAACGGAUGUUUGCGCAGCCAUUCAUCGCCCAGCUUGGUCGCGGACACGUCGACGGCGUUUACUCGUUAGCCAAGGAUCCAAACUCUCUCGAUCGAUUCGCAAGCGGUGCUGGUGAUGGAGUUGUCAAAGUGUGGAAUUUGACUAGCAGGGAGGAAGUUUGGAAGACCACUGCCGCAGAAAACACCGUCAAGGGGAUGGCAUGGACAAAGGACCAGAAGCUCCUCACCGUCUCCGCCGACAAGAAUGCGAAGCUCUUCGAUCCAUACAAUACCCCGAGCGACUCGGCUCCGAUCAACACUUGGCUGGGAGGGCACGCACUAUCAAGCAUAAGCAUGCAUAGAUCGAAGAACGCGUUCGCCGUCUCCUCCGAUUGCAUCUCGGUCUAUGAUCUGGAUCGGUAUACGGCAGCCCCCGAGGUACUUCGAUGGCCGAAAUCCGGGGAAACCAUCACAUCCGUGGCCUUCAACCAGAGCGAAACGUCUGUAUUGGGGUCCACAUGUACCGAUCGAUCGAUUACACUCUUCGAUCUGAGAACUUCGGCUGCGCUGUCACGGACAUUCCUUGACUUCUACUGCAACAAGCUGGCAUGGAAUCCGGUCGAGCCGAUGAACUUUGCGGUUUGCUCAGAGGAUCAUAACAGCUACAUGUUCGAUAUGCGUCGCAUGGACCGUGCUCUGAACGUCUUCAAAGAUCACGUGGCAGCCGUCAUGGAUGUGAGCUUUUCGCCAACAGGAACCGAGCUGGUCACUGCCAGUUGGGACAGAACAGUCCGAUUAUGGGACAGAGAUCAAGGUCAUUCUCGAGAUGUCUGUACGUAUACCGAAGUUUUUUGCUGCUUCCGUCCUAGACACGGUCCGGGAAACGGAUCUCGAAAUCGCAAGAUUCCAGCCUUGCGAAUGAGAGUUUUCGCGACCGAAUAUACGCCUGAUAGCAAGACUGUCAUCAGCGCUAGUGACGACGGCAACGUGAGACUGUGGCGAGCCCAUGCCUCAAACCGCGAGGGUGUCAAGUCAGCUCGGCAUAGACAAGCACUGGAAUACAACGAGGCCCUGUCGGCGAGAUAUAGUCAUAUGCCCGAGAUCAGGCGCAUUAAACGCCACAGACACAUCCCUAAGGUUGUGAAGAAAGCGGGUGAGAUUAAGAAGGACGAGCUUAAGGCUAUCAAGAAACGAGAAGAGAACGAACGUAAACACACCAAGAAGCAGUUCGAGAAGCGGAAGAGCGAACGCGAGAAGGUGGUCCUGGCCAGGGAGAAGUAA